Molecule: messenger RNA, 4354 nt
Organism: Frankliniella occidentalis (western flower thrips)
Lineage: Eukaryota; Metazoa; Arthropoda; Insecta; Thysanoptera; Thripidae
Gene: dyl
Exons: 8
Coding region: 200-2278 (692 amino acids)
Source: RefSeq, a predicted model, not a curated record
ACUCAGUGUUCUGUCGGACAUCGGCCAGUGCAGGCCGUGCGGUGUGCGAGUGUGUGGAGCGGCGCGAAGUGACUUGUGUGUGAGAGUGUGUGCGUGCGUGACACUCAGUGCGGUGCGUGCGUGUGUGCGUGUGAUUUUUCGCCCUUUUGGGCCCCUUGGAAUACCCUUCAUUUACGCGUGAUACUCGCCGGCUUCCACAAUGAGGAGGGCGCGGCUCUUAGUCAUCUCAGCCGCGUUUCUCGUCCUAAACCUACAGAGCGCCGCGUCGGACGCACCCCUUCUGGACGCAGCGUCGCUGCCCCUGGAGCACAGGGCGGCGUACGGACCACCCGCAGCCCCGGUGUACGGGCCGCCGCCCCUCGGCGGGCCCGGCCCCGGGGGGCCGCUCCUCGGGGGCGGCGGGGGCGGCGGCGGCGGGGGCGGCAACGCCCUGGGCCACGGCGACGAGGCCUGGCCCCUCGCCACGCCCGACAUGCCGCAGAUCAAGCACCUGCAAGUGCAGUGCGAGAAGACGCACAUGCGGGUCAACAUCGAGUUCGACAGGCCCUUCUACGGCAUGAUCUUCUCCAAGGGCUUUUACAGUGACCCCCACUGCGUGCACCUCAAGCCCGGCACGGGCCACCUCAGCGCCACCUUCGAGAUCUUCCUCAACUCGUGCGGCAUGUCCUCGUCCGGGAACCAGCAGGGCGGCGACUACGGCGGCCACGGGCCCACGCCCUCCGGCUCGUACGUCGAGAACACCAUCAUCGUGCAGUACGACCCCUACGUGCAGGAGGUGUGGGAUCAGGCGCGCAAGCUGCGCUGCACCUGGUACGACUUCUACGAAAAGGCCGUCACCUUCAGGCCCUUCCAGGUCGACAUGCUCCACGCCGUCACCGCCAACUUCCUCGGCGAUAACCUGCAGUGCUGGAUGCAGAUCCAGGUCGGCAAGGGACCCUGGGCGUCCGAGGUGUCUGGCAUCGUCAAGAUCGGCCAGACCAUGACCAUGGUGCUCGCCAUCAAGGACGACGAGAGCAAGUUCGACAUGCUGGUGCGCAACUGCGUGGCCCACGACGGCAAGCGGGCGCCCAUCCAGCUGGUGGACCAGCACGGCUGCGUCGUCAGGCCCAAGAUCAUGAGCCGCUUCCAGAAGAUCAAGAACUUCGGCCCGUCCGCGUCGGUCGUGUCGUUCGCCUACUUCCAGGCCUUCAAGUUCCCCGACUCGAUGAACGUGCACUUCCAGUGCGUUAUCCAGGUUUGCCGGUACAACUGCCCCGAGCCCAAGUGCGGCGGCCACGGCCUCGCGGCCCUUGGCGGCCUCAGCUCCGAGUAUGGCGCCCCCGGCAUCGGCGGCCUCGGCGGCGGUCUCGGCUCCGGCGCCUCCAUCUCGCACGAGUACGGCGCGCCGCCGCCGCCCCAGCUGCACGGCGACUACGGCCCCCCACCCCUCGGAGACCAGUACGGUCCCCCUGCCGCCUACCCUGACCCCCGACACCCCUCAGGGCCCUCCGGCGCAUACUCGGAGCCCCAAGAGAACGUGGUGCCAGCCCCCAACGCCCAGGCGCAGCAGGGCGCCGCCCCCGAGAACGCCUCCACCGCCUCCGAGAAGUCAUCCCAGGACGCGCAGCCCUCACAGCAGCAACAGCAGCAGACGUCGGCGGCACCGCCCCAAGGCGCCGUGGUCGCCCCCAGCGCCAGCGGAGCGGACCUCAACCUGCCCCCGCCGCCCCUGCCCGGCCAGCGCGGCACAUACACCACCGUCAAGAGGAAAGGAGGCGUCCACGACGAGCUAGAGAGCAACCUGGCCACCCUCGGCGGCCGGCCGCGCUCCGUCGAGUCGGUGCCCGCCGAGUUCGCGGGCGCGAGGAGAAGGCGCGAGACGGACAGCUUCACGCUGACGCUGGGCACGGCGCCCCGCUCGGCGCCCCGGGUGCGCGUGGCGCGCGUGCGGAGGGAGGCCGGUCAGGAGAUGACCGACGUCAACACGAGCCGGACCAUCCAGGUUGUGGCGCCCGGCGACGUCAACUUCGCCCUCAACGCGGGCGCCUCGUCCAACGAGACGGUGGUGAUCCAGUCGGCGCAGCAGGGCAACGCCGACCAGGAGCACAUCUGCAUGUCGGUGCCCUCGUUCGUCGGCGGGCUCGUCAUGCUGCUGCUGGUCCUGGUCGUGAGCUGCCUGGUGGCCGCCUUCCUGUUCGUCCGCGUGCGCGCCAUCGACCGGAAGGGCAUCACCACCACGUUCGGCGUGCUGCCCGGCCGCGGCUUCGACAACACCGAGUACGUCAAGGGCAUCAACUGAGCGGGCUGCCGCCGCGCCCCGGGCUGCCGAACGGGAUAGCCCGGGGGGACCACGGCAAGCCUGCAGGCGCUGCAGGCCGAGGGACGGCCCGGCCGGGGCGUGAGGGCGCGACGGACACCCCUGGGGUGCGACACCCCCAGCGCCACCGCCACGCCGAGCCACGCCCCACCCCACCACGCCACGCCUCCGAAAGGGACGCGUGUCGUCCGGCGGGGAAAAUUAAAGGACACUCAGACGAUUUAGUAAAGGUGGGAGUGCGACAGAGCGCGUCCAGCUGUGAGUGGGAGAGAGAAGGAAAACGAAAGGGAGAGCGAGAGAAGAGGGUUCGGAAUAUUGCGGACGGAGCUGUAUGUGUGCAGUCAAAUUCUUGACGGUUCUGACGUCACGACUUUCUUUUUACUAUUUCGUCUCAUGUCGGUUGUAAGUGUAGUAAUUUUACUGGUACCUCGUCUGUCGCGGCGGGGUAGAUCAGCGUACGUUAUAUUAACGGUGUACCGGGCGGAGUGUACUACUUGUCGUUGCGCUUGGAGUGGAGUCAGCUCGCCGGGCCCUCUUCUCUCAGGUUGACGAACUUGCAGAAAACCCUGGUUGGAUAGCGUCCAUUCUUAUUUGUCUUUGAAAUGGCCAAAUUUAAGUUGAUGGUGUGUUUGCUCAAGACGACGUGAUCGGUGGUGGCUGGCCAACGGGAUUUGACCGGCUGCCGCAGAGUCACCCCCCUCUCCUGAGCAAGUACACCACGACAUUUGUCUUUAGGGAAGGGCUCUAGCGGUGAAACAGGUAAUACGGUAAAGCAGUGUCGACAAGCGGGUGGGCUCGUCACUGCACGGCAUACGCUCAGUAGGAAAGUACCAAAGUUCUCGGUACGUUACGGCGCGCCGAGGCGGCCUGAGGCUGCCCUGUUAUCUCUUCUCUUCUCUUACCCGCGUUCGAAGGAACGGGAGGGCUAGUCAACCAUAUCAUGCCUAUCCGGUUCGGUCCGGGUGUUUGACCCAGUUUAACGCUCUGGUGUGUUUGGAAGGGUUCCAAUAAAGUGCAGAAAUCUUGUGGGGUAAAAGAUGUGUCAAGUACCUGUGAGGAACUAUAAAGUAUCUCUACAAAACGAUUCCCAGGUACAAUGACACAUUUGUUAAAUUCGUGUACAAUAUUAUUUGCGUGGUCAUAUGUAAGAUGUAGUAUCGUUUUUCUGGUCUCCACUUUUCUUUGUAUUGAUUAAAAUCAACACUUUUUUGUAUGAAAGAAAUUACAGAUGUGUGCUGGAACAUACAUCCUCAGUUAUUGCACAGUACAGUCUAUUUAUAGUUUAUUGUAAUACACACACAAUAAUUGUAAUCUGUGUAAUUUUACAAAUGUCUCAAAUUUCGAAAAUUUAUGUUUGGACCCUCUAUUCUUCCCCUCAGUGUUUGCUAUUGUUGUUGUUCAUGUGUGAUUUAUGUGAUGAUGUAAAGUAUUAUGUACACUUGUCUCUGUCUAGAUAUUUAUUUUAAAGUAAGUUAAUUAUACUUGGAUUAGUGUAAUUUUGACAAAUUAGGCAAACUUGCGAUCUUGAAAUUUAUUAUUAUCCUGGCGAAAGUCCAAAAGUUGAGCAAGUUCUUAUUUGUCUGUUUGAAGAAAUUUUCUUCCUCUUCUCUAUAUUAGUUUAAGGUUAUUUAUGAACUUUCACUCACCUUUCAUUCCCCUGCUAACAAUUUUGUUCCUGUUGAAUGUUGUUGUUUGAUGUACUUUUGUAUUUUUAGUAGACGGUUUACCAUAACAGUAAAUCAUUCUCCAAUAGUUUGACUGCGUUCUUAUCUAAAAGUUAACAGAUUUAUACAUGUGCAUGUAUUUUAUGAAAUUCAUUUCUGCAUUCUGUAAUUUUCAUGUAUAUUUGUAUAUGAUUCUAGUUAUCACAUUUUGUCUACUGGAGUAUGUAGGUAUAAACCUACUACUUGUGGGUUCAAAUGAAUGACUUUUAAUUAGAAAAUGCACUACUUUGUAUCAUACACAACACUACAAAAUUUUAGUUCCAAAGUCAACAAUCAAAAUGUUUUUGUAAUUCGACCAGCAGUACUGUUAAAAAUAAACAAGUUCUAAUGUUAA